Elaeis guineensis (African oil palm) is the source of this 843-nucleotide messenger RNA. RefSeq lists its product as uncharacterized. The record is from RefSeq and is a predicted model, not a curated record. Lineage: Eukaryota; Viridiplantae; Streptophyta; Magnoliopsida; Arecales; Arecaceae.
CUCCACCAUUCUCUCCAUCACCACCACCCUUAGCCUCCUAUAUACACUUCCAUAAACUUCCCUUCCAAUCCCUUCUAGUUAUAAGAUGGCAUCCCAGACCAUCGAGAGCUACCGAGAAGCUGCCGAGGUCUAUCAUGGUGAUGACCUCUGUAAGAAGAAGUCUAUUGAAUUGCUUGAAGAGCUUGGCCUUCCAAAAGGUCUGCUACCCCUCGUCGAUAUUGAGGAGUUUGGCUACAAUCGUGCAGCUGGAUUUUUGUGGCUCAUCCAGAAGAAGAAGAAAGAGCAUACAUUCAAGAAGAUCAAACAGACGGUAUCGUAUGCCACCGAGGUGACGGCCUUCGUGGAGCAACGCAAGAUGAAGAAGAUAACAGGGGUGAAGACGAAGGAGUUGUUGCUAUGGCUUUCUGUUGUGGAGGUGUACAUUGAUGAUCCCUCGUUGGAAAAGAUCACUUUCAAGACCGGUACCGGACUAUCUGAUACCUUUCCAGUCGCUGCCUUUGAGCUUGAGUAGUUUGAGAUAGGGAAGUUAGUGGAGGGCCUGGAGCUUGGAUUCGCUGUGAUCUUUGAGCUGGAAAUUGAAAAUGGGGAGCCACCCUCCAUCAGUUUAAAUGUUGUUAAUUUUCUUUUUCUUUUUUUUUUUUGUGUGUGUGUUUGUGUGUCUUUUAAAUAGUACUGCUGUAUUAAAUAAAAGUUGCAAUUAUUGGUCUGAUAAUAAUAUAUGUUCUCAAUAAAUCAUUUGAUAAGUAAGCUUUUUCUUUUAUUUGCUAGGUGAAGAUCAUUUGAAUCAGUUAUGUACAUCUUCUUUGAAGUUUAGAGUAAAAUAAUUAGCACUUUAGAUGUACA